AUGGUUUGGAUACUGGCUGUUGAUCUUUCACUUAGCAUGAUGCGCCCAUUUGGGGACAAAAAUUCGACAUUUUUCGCCUUCUCAAAGGAAUUUAUUAAAAAAUUCAUUAAACAGCUGUCUAUUCGUAGGCCGUACGAACCAAUCUGCCUUGUAAACCUCGUUUGACAUUUCACGUUUCUCUAGUUUACUCCAGGGUCGUCGGAGGAGAGCCUAUUCACCGAGUUUACUGCUGAUAUUGACAUUCUCGAGAAGGCAGUUGAUCGAAUGGCAUUUCCUAAUCUUUCGGAACUCAGCAGACGUUACUCCGAGCCGUUUCCUCUCACCGCAUUUGAACGACAAAUGCAGAAGUUUGCUUGCUCCCACCACUGUCGAGUAAGUUUGUCUUCAUCAGUUCCUCUGCCAAUUUUAAUGUUAGUUCUUUGCCAACUCGAUUACACCUUUUCUUUUUGUAACACAAUAAGACACCCUUGGUCGGCGUUCAUCGUCGUCGCCCAUGGGUUUCUAAAACUUAUUUAACUGCCUCUAGGCACACUGUGGGGACAGAGGACGAAUUUUUCAAGGGGAACUAAUGCAUCGCAUUUAAGCGUGCGUUAACAGUUAUAUUUUCAAUGCCGGAAAUCGCCUCAUGCAAAGAUGUAGCUGGGAUUCUGGCCGUACCUGUUUAGCUAACUGCGAUGAAGUCUCACCUUCAUGGGUAGUGGACAAUAGCAAGUCAUCCAGUGAAAGACCUAGGUGCUUUAAAAUUUAUCAACUUAGCAUUCACGGGGCAUGGCCUUGGACUACCCAGUCGUAGAUAUUUCAAACCGGCGAUGCGUGAAAGGGUAGGAGUCAAGAAUGAUACCACAACAGUAAAAAUACCUCUAGAAUUCUAAUAGUCUCAAAUUCCCCUCCUCUCUAUAGUUUGAAAGUUCCAUAAAAGAUUGCAUGAUUCAUAAUGAUGUUUAGCGAAUAGCCAUUCUAUUUUUUAUGCCCGCCUAUAAAUGCUGCGUGGUGGUUCCUGAAACAGUCUACAGGGGAACCGUUGCGUCUCAACCUACACUAGCAAGCCUAGUACCACAGGCACACAUUUCGCACCACCUUGUGUCCUCGAGGCCUCAGUCAUGAAUAUCUUAAAUCUUUGUUUCGAUUUUACGUGUUUGUUCUGAUUCUAUCACAGAGUGAAUGAAAGCGCUAGGGUGUGGCACCGCCUACCAAGCUUGACCUGAUUGUCUUCGAUCUGAAAGCGAGGUCAAACGGUGCCCCACCGCCCGCAAACUACUCACUUUUUGAGUGCCAUGCGGAAGGCAGGUUAAAUAUUAGUAAAACGGCCCUGCGGCAGAUGAAAAACUGCUGACCUAGUACGCAUAUCGACUUCUUUCUUGGCGGUGAAUUCUGAAAGGCAAAACUCUCUAGAUUAACUUCCGGCGUAAUCAAACGAUACAGUGAUGUUGUUUGGCUGCACUUGUAUCGAGGGUAGCGCUCGUUGUUUUGACACUUUCAUGCAAAGAAAUAAACAAUAUUUUUUGACUGGCAGCCACAAACGACUUUGUUUUUUUUCGGAAAAAUAAUGACACUUCGGUGUCCUCGGUUUGUAAAUAAAAUACGUCAGGACUGCAUUUUUCUGAGGUUUCUGUUAGUCGCCUAGACUUGUUCAGUUACAAACCCAAGGCUGCGCAUAAUCUUAAACCAUCCAAAAUGGGAGAGCAUGCACCAUACCCGAGAUAUGUGCCCUGAAAAGUUGAGCCUCUUCUUUUAGACCACGUUCUAGACGAUGCAUUCGAUGAUGUUUGAGUGAAAGUGCUACUAGCAAGUCAUAUAUCUAGUUUUGGAAGAACCUUCUGCAGAUGGUGACCAGUAAGUAUUUAUUCAAAGAUAGACUUUUGCCCGAAGACCUGCCAGCAAUAUUGUUACGUGAACUUACUCUCAUGUCAAUUAUUACAACAUAAACUCUUGAUGACCUGACUUUCCGAACAUGAACCAACUACGAGAUCGGAGAAUGCAUGUUCACACGUUACUGUGUAAAUCCCCGAAAACGGUUAUCAACUUGUGUUUGACAGUAUCCAAGUAAUCGACUGUGUCGAACUCAUAAGUCUUAGAGAUAUUCGAAGCCUAGCAACCUGAUGCCAAUUUAACCUCCGGGUCGACCUAUUUUCGGCCUCAAAAGCUGUCUACAACUAGCUUAAGAAAAAAGAAAGGUCGACCAGAGCUUGGGAGAAGAAAUAUCUAUACUCAACCGGUAUUUCGCCAUGCCGUCUAUUUCCAGAAAUGCACUUAAGUGCAACGACAAAGCAUAAGGAGAAUUCAACUACAACACUCGGCUUGCGAAGGAGUAGAACACUGCCAAGGAUGAUGCGGAAUCCGAAGGUCUCAACUUUGUUGACCUGUGUUUUAGCUUUUCUGGAUUUCCAAGAUGAUUUCAGGCAUGUGGCCAAACACCUUCACACUUCUGUUUUACCCCAAACAUGCUCCAGCCGUCGGUGAUAGUGAAUUCGUUUCGUAAAUCCACGUGCUACUAAUCCUAGAUGUAACACAAGUGGCCAGUCAUUUUGAAACAUCGCUUUCUGUUCCAUUUCCAUACAGAUUUUAGUAUUAACAGACGGCUGCUCGUCCAACUUCUCGGAUAUCAUGGAUCCUGCUUCAUCGACCCGGGAGGUGUGUUUGGAUGGAUCCUGCAUCGUUGUCAGCUUAUCAGGCAGCCAGGUGGGUAAGCACAAUUGUGCCUUCUUCUUUGACCCUCCUGCGUACUAUAUGUUAUGGCAACACUAUCAUGAUGGUACACACAUCUCUGCAUGCUCUACAAGGACUCAGUCUCAAAUCUCAUCGUCGUGACAAUUGACUGCGUACUCCCCAAACCCCUUUUUAGCCUCAUAUUAAUGGACGCCUGUCCGAAUUAAUUCCCAACCAUCGAAGUCCAAGACCAAACUGACAGAAAACUCCAACAGAAUGCAUACUUUUGCGGAACCCCCUAAAGUCAAUAUGUGUGGUCUUACGUUCGCCGCUGAUUCCGUACCCAACGUCACUACGGAGUUUGACAUUCAGCGUGAUCCGAACUUAUUCGUCUUCGGGAACCAAACCGACACGGAAAAGCAGUCAUAGUGCAUUGAAACCAAUGCUGACUGCUGACUACACGGAACCGUCAAAGUACUAACUUCACCAUUGUUAGUCAUCAAUUUUGUUGCUCGGAUUCGUAGUGGCUAGUAGCCUGGCCCUACCUCUUGACUACGCAAACCAUAGGCUGGCUGUAUGUUCGAACCAAAGAAGGAAGCUCAGCCGUCUCUAUUGUCUUCGGAGGAAUCGGGGACGGUAGUUUCAGCAACUUUUCUCGAACGCUUAGCUCUGGCCGAUCCACUAUCCUGCUGUGUUGCUGAAACCAGUUCAUCUUCGAUCGGGCCACCAUAUGUAAGGACGCCAUACCAUUCCCUUCUGAGACUAUCGUUUUUACGGUCGUUGCCAUAAACUACUCUACGGGGAUGCCUUGAGAACCGACAAAAAUGUCUUGAAACCAAUCGGGCUACCAGGGGGACUCGCAUGGCGCCCUUGUUUUAGAGGCAGGACUGUAGCCUCUGAAAACAAGAUGUUGCAAGAUGACAGGCAGGAGCGGACAUAACUUCAGUACAGGGAAGCAUCCGCUCCCCCUCUUCUCAUGAACCUAUCAAGCGCCUUCAAAAAGCCUGGCUUAUUUCCACGGCUGCAUAUCUAAACGGCCCUUUGAUUGAGGUAUCCGUUUAUAUGUUGUAAAAUCUCCCUUCCACAGAACUGUUGAUAGAAUUAUCAAGGUCAGGCGACUGACUUAUUCCAUAUAUGCUGGCUUCCAGGUUGUCGUUUCUGUCUGACAUAGGUAAACUCAGCUCUGCGUAGGCUGCAGGCCAACUUCAAACACUCAUCUCUCCUAAGUGCAGCAUCCGUGGGAGCCACAAAUCUGCCUACAGACCGUAUUACUGACAUGUUGGUGAACGCCGUCUUCGGUACACAGACCUGCGAAAGCGAGCACCCCACGCUGAUUGCCUGCGGUCACCUAUUUUCCUCCGCUGUCCUUACUCCGCGCCCCUGCUUCCGCCACCGAGACGAGUAAGGUUGUUAUGUCACGUUUUUUUGCCUACUAAUGCUACUGAAUUGGGAAAGCAGGUUAGAUCUAAUCGGAAAAUUCUACUCCUCUUGGUUAAUGAAGACGGCAAUGGUUGUCAACCAGUGUUCAAGCAAACGAAGUACCUGUCAAGGCGCAGUACGGGAGCCGCGUAUUCUGAGCUAUCUGGUGUCAGAUACUGAUGGCUGCGGCGGCAACGGCGAUGUCUGAUAAUUGCGCGAAUCUCUUUUAAGGUCUCCUGUCAGGACUAUUGGCAGACUUGACCUUGUUCCUGUCCUUUUGGUUCUUGUGUGCAAUAGGCGAUCUGAUGUGAGAGAAAAGGCGUAACCGGAAGUAGUUGAGAAGGUGAAGAUCCAAUCAUUGUGGAUUUUGGCCACAAGGUUUUUGAUACACGUAUUGGAAUCUAUUUUCUGAGACAACACCGUGAGAGGGUAGCAGACGAUAUGGUUGUUGGCCACCACACCUUGCAUUCACAGCUACUUAUCAGCCGCAGAUGUCCGUGCCCGGUGUGAUAAUUCACCGGUCGCUCGCAUCCUAGUCGUUACCAACGGCUAUUUCAGCAUUGGUGUUGGUGAUUGGCGUGACGGUUUGGUUUGUCACUACUUUCACUAGAAGCACUUUUCGUUCGCGUGCUCCCUGCGUGACUAGUUACUUUACCCAGGCAAAGUCUAAGGGUUGAAUGUCGUUGCCCAUGUUGGUGGACUGUGACUGGGCAGCCAUGACCCAUCUAAUACGUGACUCUUGCGAGAGUUCCGACCAGGUCAAGCUUGAAAGUGCGAUUAGGUGUCGUUCUAGUGAGCUGCUAGUUGGUAUUUUCUAUCAUGCCCGUCACUGCCGCUGUAUGUUCAGACAUCCGCGUUCAGUGUGAUCUCUUAGUUUCCACGACUCGGUUUCAUUGCACGGAUGUGCGGCAAAUCCUGCAAACGACUCCGGGCGUCCCUUGCCGUGAUAAUGGCUUCCAAGACGUUCUUAGUGUACGGGAGCGUUGGUCAAAAUUUGGGUCUGUUAUCAUGCUCACCGACAAGAAUCGUUCCUCUGUCGUAUUAAACAGGACAAAAGACUUAGAGCUAACCGGGGGAUCACCAGUUCUAUGCUCCAUGCGAAUGGAACCACUUAAAGGGGCUGACCAACAAUUCUGGCCAAUACAUCCGUGUGUUGAGAACUUACUGCGAGCCGUCAGUCGUCUUCCUAUGUCACGUAGAAUCUGGGUUGCGCACAUACCACAGACGCCAAAUGAUGAGGUCAGAAAAUUCGUUGCCACGACAAGAAGCACCAAAAAACACCCUAUAUUUGGUGACUCACUAGACACCAACUUUUUCAUACUCCUGGGUAUUUUUUAAAAACCACUUGUCUUGUCGUCAUCUUUCUCCACUCACUCGAACUUUCUGUGUUCCGUUUUGCAGCCUGAAGUGUUCCGACUUGCAACUAUUUGUGGAAAUUUUCGGUUUCCUCAAUGCCGCGGACAUUAGCCAUCCACCUAUCCGAAGUCGACAUACUCUUCUGGCUCUUCCCCAGACGAACGGUUUGUCCCCCAUUUUAGAUCUUUUUUCUCUCAUUCCUCCGAAAGCAAGACAGUUUUAGGCCUGCCGUUUAGACUUUACAAAGUUUUGCAUGAUCGAGUGCCUUACUAGCAUGAGAUGAGAAAGCCAGGCAUAGCGUCAGGAUUUUCGCACAAGUUAUUGUCAGCCCAGCAAAAAGGCCUCUAAUUCCUGAGUGCGGUUACCUUUCAGACGAUACAUGCAUCAGUGGUCAGACCAACUUGGGCACCAGAUGAAAAAUGGAGACGAGCUAAACCGAUCCGACUCGGGUAAAGGGAAACACCGGAAGUGUAUUGGCCCAUAAUACAACCAAGCACAGAGUACUUUGUCUAGCACGGUUAAAAAGUUGUUUUUGUACGUAGCCUCUGUAUUCGACGAAGAACUGCAAAACCAGUCUCGAGAAUUUGUGCAGUAAGCGUUUUUCCUAUCCCAAAGAAUUUAACCUCCUUUCACUUUUUUAUACACCACUUGUUUAUAGAAUGGACAUUAUAUGGUUAUUUCACGGUAGUUUGUAGUAUUCGACUCGGAUUUUUGUUGGAAUUUCUGGUCUGACCCUAAAAUUCAUACCCUGGAUACUAAACUGCACUUAGUGAUUCCCGAAAUUAUGGACGUGAUUGUGCUUUUGAGUUCAUUGGCGAAACACAUAUCUGGGCUUUUUAUUGGUUUCUAUGUUAAAGACACCGGUUGCCUUACGAAACUCACUCGUCUGUUUGUGCCUUGGAACUCUCUCUCUUUCUCGAACCGUGGUAGCAGCCCUACAACGGUGCGCAAUACGGGGAGAAUAGCAUUACCAUGGCUGGAAUGGCCAUUUCUGGCUUUUUAGCCGUCAUCGGCCAGCCAUACCCAAACCCGAGGUAUCCAAUCACCGACGCAUAGGUCGCGAGUUCGAGCCUUCAUAAAUUAGCCUUUGUGGUACCUCUCCGUCGCGAGGUUUAGCCUGCAUGUAACCCGCCCAGUUUGAUAUUUUGUAGUCUGGACUCAGGCUCGCCGCUAGCAUGGAGGUUAUGUUGGGUCGCCCCGGCUCCAAUUCGGCUCUUGACUUGCCCACGAUAAUUAACGCCAUUCAGAAAUACAGAUCUCGGACCGUCCAAAGGAAAUUUCUGUUACUCUCCUAUUCAAGUUUUGCUGUCCUCCCCUCUGUGGUGGAGACAGUAAAUCGCAUUCACUUAUGACAACGACACUUCGGCCUGCCGGUGCACGCAGAAUGUAGAGACUUUUUGCUGAUCAGUAUGCCUGCGCAGAUUGAACACUCCAUUCCGCUAUAAUGGCGAUGCGCGCGAGCUAGAGACAGAACUCACUUUAUCCUGACUAGAGAACUGGUAAUAAAAAUGACUGGCCUCGGGCAGAAUUUUAUGUGCGACUCACGAGAAGUAAACUGACACAUCUUUGUGACCCCUUAGCCUCAUGAUAGCACAAUUUAUGUGUCCACCUCCCCCUCCUCCUCCAGCUCAAAGUGAGGUAACCCCUGGCCUGCUGGAAAUGCUUCUUCUAACGAUGGGCACCACGCUCACUGUGGCCAUGGUGACGGUCUACUUACAGCCACCCGUGUCCCGCCCCACUGUCCUCAAAUUAACCGAAGACUCCAGCCCGCCGCAUGUGCUGCCAGAUUCUCGUCGCCUUCUGACGCACGGGUUCAUCCACCGUUUCAAUUCAAAACGAGACUGUUUAAUGCUGUCUCUCUUUCCAGAAGGUCAGUCCUUUCCCGCCCUUCCUGCGCGCGCCCCCCAGCUGAGUAUCGAGGAGUGAUAAUAUUGCUUAGACAUUUUUACUACAUAACCGUCAUUUUUUGUCGUCUGUGCCUUGUGCUGCCUCGUCUAUCUUGGACUGUAGGAGAUUGCGUGAUGUCACACGAGAGUGACGUUCACCGGGCCCGGGGUUCAAGUGCCAGGCGCAUCACCAUUUCAGAUUGAGAAAUGAUAGAUAAGAGGCCGGAAAUGGUCAUCCCGAUACACCUGAAGCGAAUAACGUCUUUCCGUUUUAUCUCACCCAGUCAUGUAUUGAGGCUUUGCACAACCCUUUUACUCGUUUCAUUUACAUCGCUACUAAGGACGUUUGCCAUACAGAUCCAGACAGACCUACUGAUCAGGCGCUAACGGAUUGGCCUUACAAGUCAAACAAAAAAUGGUUGCCUGAGUCAUCAGGCGCAGUUGCAAAACGCCGUAAAAUUGGCUCAGUCGGUAGGGUAGUUUGACUGUGGGCGCUCAACAGGUUACGGUUGGGAAAUCGUCGAUACGAACGCAACUCUGUUUAAUCUACGCUACUGAAAUAAUGCGAGUAGCGUUUAGUUUUUGCUUUUUCUCAAAACUUGAGUUACGAGUGAUUCGUUGCGUUACACGCCACCUCCAGAGUGCACUGGACUGCCUUGGUUGGGACAGUUCGCACACCUUGCCCCCGUCGCGGACUUUGCUGGCUCACUUCUCUACAACGAUGCUGACAACACAACUCCCUUCCCUGUCCGAGAGGCGGAUAAACUGAGCUACAAACAGUCCGGUAAGCUUUCUUCCCACCGUCUUGACCUCUGACCACACCACACAUAUUUGUAUUAAUGAUGUCUGGAAGAAAUGUGUCUUACAUCAGAAACUGUUUUCGAGUGUGAUUGUCGCAGGUGAUUGGGAGAAAUCUCAGUGUCGUUGUGCAAAAUUACUUGGUUUGUAUUCGUUUACUAUCCGUGCUGUUAUGGCAAGCUACUGUGAGCUAGGCCUGCUUUUGCCAUUUCGUCAGUGUCCUUUCUUUUCGAAGGGACUUUACCCGUCGUUCCAUGAGUUUCGGUGCGUACGAUAGACAUCAAUUACCACCGUAUAACGAAUUUUAAAGUUAAAGUAAUCAAUGUUCAUAAGCACUAGGCGUUAGCGCUCGACCAGUAAUUUGGUACGGUGAUAGCAUCUUCGCCGGAAUUGGCGUCUGGAAGUCAAAGACAAUGCCAGAAGACAGCCACGUUAACUUGGAUGAUCUAGACGACUGUUUAGAAUGACUUAACAAGCUGGGUCUGGUCUAUGACGCAGAGGGUGAGAAAAAGGAGACCCCUUACUCCGUCCCCACCGCCACUUAUUCCGGUGUAUGCCCCUGCAGCGACGGACGACAGCUGCAUGCCCAUGAAACGCAAAUCCUCAAGGGGUCAACUCCGACCUGCCUUCGUUAUUAAAAGGCCGUUGUCUUCUCACGACCACAACUUCCGUAGCGCCGUCUCGAAAAAGCCAGCCGGGAACUCCACUGCCACUGCCUGUCGGAUGCCGAAUACUAUUCCAUCCAUAGUCCCCUGCAGUUUCUUGACCCCGACGACGGCACAUGCGGAGGUGCCUCACCUGACUGGACGAUGGCGACGAGGAUCUUCCAUUUUCCAGUGCCCGCGGCGUCCUCUCUGUAGCUCGCGAUUCCUGUUCCACAGUGGAUGACAACUAGCAGUCUUGUGCAAUGCCGCCGAUACCGGUGGUGUGAGGAAACGUGCGUUAAUCAAAAUGGCUGAUCACAGAGACAGAGACACAGAAAAUCGAUAUGGGUGGAAAUUUGAAUUGCAGAUCUCUGAUUGCAACUAGGCACUCAUCUGUUCGGCUAAGGACUUAAAUCAACUGCUGAUUAGUGUUCAAUGGAGACAAUGGGACCGGCAAGUGAAGUUAUGGGAUUCAAUGCGGACGGUGUGUAUCAAAAACGUUGAUGCGACGCUAAAAUGGGGGGACUGCAACACUAGGGUCAAUUAGGAGAAUGUAAGUUUUUUACGGUCGUUUCUGGGAGAACUAACUGCCUUAUCUACAGUUCGCGACCUAACGGAAGAAAAUUCUUAGCAUAUACACGCAAACCCUUGUAACGUACUGGUCGUCCGCUCCGCAUCCUCGAAAGCUAUACUGCAUUAAAGAAACGAUCAUUCUUCGAAAGAAAGCCUAGUUUGGCUUAUAAAUCAUAAUAUAUCAACGAAGAAAUAACUUAAAGUAGGUGGGCUAACUCAUGAGAUGUCAACCGAAAUUCCGAAAUGCGUUUCCGUUUCGAAAAGAUUAAUUAAGUAGGGUUGUAAAACCAAUCAUCUUGCAGCAUAAUUCUAUAAUAAUUCAGUUAUCCGAGGAACUGGCUUUCGAAAAAACUUCUUUUUGGGUGCAUCCGAGAACCGUACUCCGUAAAAAAUGACUACUUAAGUAGCAUGCAUUUUUCAUGGAUUUUCGAUGCCCUUAAAUAUUUAAUUAUAUUUCUUGGAAAAUAUGCAUAAAAAUAUUCAUUCUUUUGCUCAUUCAGUAGAAACUUACGUCUUCUUUCGAUUUUGCACUCGAAGAAAGGGUACAAUUCGGUUUUAAGAGGUUUCUAAUUGUGAGAUUUUUUAUUACCGUGAAAUGGCCCUUCAUAAAACGUCAUGUCUCCGCAUAUAACAAUGUGGCUCAAAUGCGCUGUUUAAUUUUAUGAACUCUAUGUGGUCCCCCGUUAUUACCGUAGAGAAAUAUGUGGUUUUCCGUACAAGGAAAUUAUACAGCUUGUAGUUUGCGAACCCUGAAUGCAAGUGUAACGGCAGGUUGGCUUCAAAAUUAUUCGGGAAUUGGAAAAAUUUUAUAAAACCAGAUUAUACCCAUCUUUCAAUUGUAAAAUUAAAAGAAGACUUAAUUUUCUACUGAAUGAGCAAAAAAUGAAUAAUUUUGUGCAUGUUUUCCAUGAACUAUGACUCAAUCUUUAGGGGCAUCGAAAAUCAAUGAAAAAUGCAUGCUACUUAAGUAGUCAGUUUUUUACGGAGCAUAGUUUUUGGAUGCAGCCAAAAAGAAGUUUUUUCGAAAGCCGGUUCCUCGGAUAACUGAAUUAUUAUAGAAUUAUGCUGCAAGAUGAUUGGUUUUACAACCCUACUUGAUUAAUCUUUUCGAAAGGGAAACGCAUUUCGGAAUUUCAGUUGACAUCUCAUGAGUUAGCCCACCGACUGUAUAUUAUCGAAAACCAUCGAAUCAAGAGAAAACGGCUUUAUGUCGGGUCAGUUAUUUAAGACCUAGUAUAACUGAUAGCAGAGAGGGAAACUAUAGUACGACGAGAAAAUAAUGAAAAACAAUAACAAACACAACGCAUUAGUACUUUAUCGAUUGUACUUGUACCUGCAAAGCAACCGUAAGUCGGGCGGGCGCAGAAACCACCAGGUUGUCUAUGGCGGAAUGGUCAACAGUAUUAUGGAGCACAAAAUCCAGCAUUUGCUGUAUUGAACUGCUUUCCUGCCUCGUCCUUAGUUCAUUUGAUUUAUGCGGCGAGACUGGAUGGGAUUGAGGUCAGGUUGUUUUCAGGAGUAAAAGUGCGUCGCGUGUGGAGGUGCUGGCUUUUGUCAAAAAAUCAGAUUAUGGUUAUAGGCUGAAUCACAAUCACACCUGCUUUGAGCGCUGAACAGCAGCAUUAUCCUGCAAUUUUACCGUGCACACUGGACGUUGAUGGAUGCCGUUGUGACCGAAGGCAUCAUUCACGAUGUCGAUGGACACUUGUCUGCUUGUGGUCUCCAUUCUCGACUGCCAGAUUGGGCGCCCUGCAACAUCGAUGGUCAUCCAAACCAUCAGGCGUCGACAGUUCUUGAAAGCUGCUGUCGGGGGAAGAUCUUCCUCCACAUGACCAUCUGGGCUUAAUCGUAAAGGAAACGCCGUUACGGAACACAGGUCUGUGACCAGUUUAUUCUCGAACAAAUAAAACACGUCGUCUAAUCAGUCCUCUACUCUUCGCCCUAGUUCAAAUUAUGCGCAGAGACAGCAUUGGUAAAUGUUCCCCGUGAAUAUCUUUAAGGGCAUAUAAUGGUACCUUUUUACUGUGCGAGGAAUAAGAUCGUUAUCAGUCUUGCUUGUAAAUCCUUUCGAUUCACCUUACCUGAUUUUAGGUACUGUUCUGUGACCGAUAAUUUUCCAGAGAGUGGCCUAGCUUAGUAUUUAAAAUACUAGCUAGCGGCUCACGCGGCAGCCCUUUGAGUGCUAAUUUCCAUAUGCGUUCAAAACCAACCUCCGAUAAAAAAUCCGAAUUUCUAGUCCCAGAAGGGAUCUAAUAUUUUGAUGCUUACAUUACUGUUCCUUUAUAGCGCCACGCGCGUAAACAAGAUAUUUUGCUUUGGUAUCCCAUGGCCUAGAAAAUUGAUUGGAUAUCGGGAAGCGUCCGACUUCGUCUAAAUUUCGCCUGUCUUCUUUUCGCAAAACGGACUUGAAAUGAAUCCUUCUUUAGUAAGAGGUUUUCCUCCUCACGAAUCAAUUUAACAAACAAAAGUGACAACACCGUUUUUAAGUUAAGUCAUUUGCAUGUAUCGAAAUCUGAGGUGUAGGUCACUUAAAUACUGUUGCUGGGGAGUGGGUAGAGCGCGUAUUCCAUGGUGCCCUACCAUGGCUUAUUACUAAAUAAGAUAGGGAGAACUCUUCACUGAACACUUCCGCGUGAUCUGAAAUAUCUCCUAUCGCAGCCGGUUGGGAGUGGUCAUGAGAUAUCCCGAAGUCGAACUCCGAGGUCCUUCCUUUCACGGUUUAGGCUCGACUGCAGCACGAGAGCCACAAAUGACUAUUUGUGCCUCCCUUGUCUCUAUAGGUAUUUCUUCCACAUUCCGUAUAUUUGAGGGUAGUAGGUAGCACUUUUGAAACCUACCUAUUUUAUGGCCUUGUCCGUGUCACUGUCAAGGGACUAACGUUUUCACGUUUGUGACGAUAACAUCUUCUCGGAGGCUUUACUGCAACUUAAUUUGUCCUUAGAUCGGCUUGGAUCAUGCGUUGUCUGAAAUCGCCGUCACAGGUGCCGAUUCACUCAGCAGCUAGUCCACUGACUCACUUUUUCCUGACUCUAGGUCGGGCCGCUUUUUCUGCCCUCAGCCUCCACCCCUCUUACUCUGGUAUUUUUCUAUUUCCUCUUCACCUCUAGCCACGUCAGACUUCCAGUACGUGAACUGGGUGCACUCACCACACGGACCCACAAAUGACAUUAACAAAGUGGUUCGGCUGGCAAAACGUCUGCCAGAAAAGUCUGCUGUCUUCUUUAAGGUAUUUUCGGUCUCGAUUACCUGUAACUCCGAAGUCCCACCCCCCUUACUAAAGACCAAUAAUCAGUGUCCUCAACCGUUUAUCGUUGUCCAGGGUCCUCGUCUUGCUGUUGGGGAAACUCUGCUUGCAUACGAAGCACUAUCUUGCUACGUUUUGGGACAAAUCUUGGAAACGGUAUAGAGAAGGACCCCACUUAAGUGUCAGUAGACUGUUCAUCGUGUCAUAUGGGGUUUUAUAUUGGCAUACAUUUGCAGGCUGUUGCAGAAAGUACACUGCCAACAACGAUUACUUCUCACGACCUCACACCUUAACUCGAAAUUCGUAAUUUUGUGAAAUUUACUUUUUGUCUAUUGUCUGAUGAUCACUCUCAUUUCCGUUGUCGUACAAUAGCGUAGGAUAAGACGUUCGGCAUAAAUCCAGGCAAUUUAUGUGUUCUCUUUCAUUUUUCCAGCUUUCUGUCUAGCGUGCUGCCCCACUCAUAAAACUCCCUUUACCAUAAAUCACGUAUGGCACGAUCCGCAGUCUGCUGACAGUUAAGUGGGGUCCUUCUCUAUACUGUUGCCAAAAUCCUGACGCGGCAGUCCAGGCUCCCAGUUUUCAGACGCUCUUCCCUGCACUGCCUGAGGCUGUGCAGAUACGCGACGUUGACCACACUUCUCCACGCCAUUGAAAGCCCCGCUUGGUCACGAAAACAGACUCAAGUCCUGUGGACGAAAUGACGAGGGCCAUAGAGAUGUUGCGGCAUUGCCACAGGUUCCUACUGAUGAGGGAGACAGAAGUAAGACUACAUGAGCACGUUAAAACUUCACUUUGUUUGCUAUGUCUCGGACUAUGCCUAACCUAGUCGACUGAAAUGCCAUCGCUGGUACUACUUCUCCACGGGGGGCUAUUAGUACCGGUGGAUCUGGGCAGCUCUCCCCAGUCUCCCACGUCGGACGACUCUUUGUCGGAUGAAGGGUAGCAGCAAUGGAAUCCCUUAACGGGCAAUAAUGGACGUCCCAAAGCCACCUGUGCCGGUUCAUUUUAGAUGAUCCGGGAAACACAUGUGAUGUUUCGGCAACUCCAGUCGAGUGUCACAUUCGAGACAAAAUCGGUGUACUUAAAGCAAAGAUAACCUUGAAAACUCCACUUAGGAAUCGAACAGGAGUCCAGCUGACCACGUAUUAGAUCGAAAUUCGGCCGACCGCAAAAAGCAUGCCCCUCGAAUCAGUUCUUCGGGCACUACAAUGUACCGUACUGUCAGAAUUGUCUCAUAGCUACUAGGAUACUACUCGUUUGAACUUUCUGAGAGCACUAAGGCAGGCUCCUCAUCUGUGAGCCAAAUUUAAAAUGCAAUAAAGUUAAGACGGCCAUAGGCUAUUACCCUUUAAAACUUAGAGGAUCCCGAUGCCGCCUGGACGUUCGAAGAUGCUCUUUUUCACAGCGAGUCGUCGGUGCCUGGAACAGUCUACCCGAGGACGUGAUAAUGGCGGGCUCCACGGUGACAUUCAAGCAAAGACUAGAUGUAUAUUUGCUUGGAAAAUACCGUUUGUCUCGGCAGAACAGCUCUGUUGUGCCAAACCAACGCCUUGCAUACACCUACCGCUAAUGCGGAUGAUUGUCAUUUCAUUUUACCGAUAUCAUCUAGAACUGAAUGUUCUCGAGUUUCGGUCCUGCAUUUUCAAUGGAAAAUAAUAUGUUAAGUGUAUAUAUUACUGACAACAUUUUAGUACCAUGUUUAUUUAAAUUUAGAUACUGCAUGUGCCGGUUUCAGCUGGGUUUUAAAAGGCAUUGCCUAUUACCCUUAAAAUAUACUGACCUAUGUGCUUCCUGGCACAUCAACACUAGCUCAUUUGCCCUAACUUUCACCCUCCGCGCAUGAUUUGUUUCUAUCCCUUAUGCACCUGCGUUUCGGUAAAUAAAGCGCUGUGUAAUGGGCACACGUAUGCGUUUCGUCCUUGGAGGUAGUGACCAAUCACUUGAUUGCUUACAAGUGUGCGUCAGUGACAUUCGAGCAGUACACCUAAGCGUCUGUUGCCAUGUAAGUUUCGCCGCUUCAACUCUCUCAUCAGUACGUUUUACUUAUUAUUUUACAGGAGCUCAACCGCGUUAAAGCUGCUGCCUUGGCCUGUGGAUGGCCCAGUCUACUGAGCACACUUUAUGCACUAAUCCUCGAAAGUGUCCAGAAGACGCCCGAAACGGACGCCCACCUUGAGACGAUUUCAAAAAUCCUAACGAUACCCAACGACGACGGCGACCAGCCCAUGUCCCCAACUCCUGUAUAG
Spirometra erinaceieuropaei is the source of this 14812-nucleotide messenger RNA. Lineage: Eukaryota; Metazoa; Platyhelminthes; Cestoda; Diphyllobothriidea; Diphyllobothriidae. The record is from the annotation of a GenBank genome assembly.